Messenger RNA from Hordeum vulgare subsp. vulgare (domesticated barley), 3429 nucleotides. RefSeq names its product type I inositol polyphosphate 5-phosphatase 4-like. The record is from RefSeq and is a predicted model, not a curated record. The transcript is spliced from 11 exons. Gene Ontology annotation, molecular function: phosphatidylinositol-4,5-bisphosphate 5-phosphatase activity; inositol-polyphosphate 5-phosphatase activity; phosphatidylinositol-3,4,5-trisphosphate 5-phosphatase activity. Gene Ontology annotation, biological process: phosphatidylinositol dephosphorylation. Lineage: Eukaryota; Viridiplantae; Streptophyta; Magnoliopsida; Poales; Poaceae. The coding region runs from base 666 to 2414 and encodes 582 amino acids.
AGCAGAGAGAGAGAGAGAGAGAGAGAGAGAGACACUGACCAUCCUAAGAUUCCUCUGCGAGCACUUUAUUCUCUUCCACCCUCACACGUAUUUGAGCCAAGCUCGCCCGCUCGCUCGCUCACACACAACACAACACAAGCACCUCCUCCAACGGCUCAAGGUUUCUUUUUUUCCAUUCAAGAUUCACCCUUCUUGGCUGCUCUCAACGCUUCUCUCUUCCUCCUCGCAUAAGCUGCGUGGUAGGCUACUGCCUACUAGUAGUAGCAGUGGCAUAGUAUUGGUUCCUCUUCUCCCUUUGCUUCGGAAGCCGGUAAGCUAGCUACGGGCAUUAGUGUUGCCAGCCAACCAACCCAGCCUCUCCUCUGCCUGUCCUCCUCGCUCGCUCGCAGAGGGAAGAGAAGAGAAGAGAAUCCACAUUUUGUUCUCAUCCUCAUCAAUCCUCUCUCAUCUUUCCAUCAAAUCACCCAAUCUUUGUUUAUAGAGGAGCGCAUGUAGCCAAACAGUGGCCGCAUUGUCUCCACCUCCCUUCUCCCUUCCUUCCUGAAUUUCCUUGGCCCCCUCCCCACCCGCUGCCGAGCAACAGGUUUCGGCAGCGGCAGCAGCUUCGACCACCCUGGGCUGCUUGCUGCAUGAGUGCUGUGCUUCACUGAGCAAGGAAGGCAACGAUGAGAGAUGGCUGCAACACCACCAAGAAGAGCAAGCUGUCGUGGUCCAAGAGCUUGGUGCGGAAGUGGUUCAACAUCAGGAGCAAGGCCCACGACUUCCACGCCGACGACGCCGCCGCCGCCACCGGGAGGAGAGGCGGCGACGAUGACGAGUGGAGGGGCAGCAGCUUCGCCAGGAACGAGCCGGCCAGCGCCGCCAAGAAGAGCAGGACGGAGAGGCCCUCCAGGCGGAGCCGCGAGCACUCGCGGCGGGGCAAGAUCGACCUCGACGCCGCCGAGGCCACCGUCACCAUGGACUACAGGAUCUUCGUUGCUACGUGGAAUGUGGGCGGCCGAUCCCCUCCCGGCGGCAUGGGCCUAGAGGACUGGCUCCACGCUGCGCCGCCCGCCGACAUCUACGUGCUCGGGUUCCAAGAGAUCGUGCCGCUGAACGCCGGGAACGUGCUGGGCACGGAGGACAACGGGCCGGCGAGGAAGUGGGUGUCGCUGAUCAGGAGGACGCUGAACGACCUGACGGGCGCGGGCAGCGGCAGCGGCAACGGGAGCUUCCGGACGCCGUCGCCGGCGCCGCCGGACCCGGUGGCGGAGGCGGACGACGACUUCGAGGGGGCGAGGCACCAGACCAACAACGCGGCCUUCUUCCACCGCCGCUCCUUCCACAGCCGGAGCCUGAGGAUGGAGGGCGACGCCCUGGCGCCGCAGCCCAGGCUGGAGCGCCGGUACAGCGUCUGCGACCGCGCCAUCUACGGCUCCCGCCGGCCCAGCGACUACGAGGCGCACUGCCGGUGGGGCGGGUCGUCGGACGACGACAACAACACCGGGGAGUCGCCCAGCACGGUGUACUCGCCGAUGUCAUACGGGUACAGCCACGCGCCGUCUCUGGACGACGGCCAGAGACCAGCUUCAGGUCACACUAGAUAUUGCCUGGUUGCAAGCAAGCAAAUGGUGGGACUGUUUCUGAUGAUUUGGGCUCGGAAGGACAUUAGGGAUGACAUCAGAAAUCUCAAGGUUUCUUGUGUUGGCAGAGGACUGAUGGGCUACCUUGGGAACAAGGGUUCGAUUUCGAUUAGCAUGACAUUGCACCAAACGAGCUUCUGCUUCGUCUGCAGCCACCUGACGUCGGGGCAGAAGGAUGGCGACGAGAUGCGGAGGAAUUCAGAUGUGCUUGAGAUCCUCAGGAAGACCAGGUUCCCAAUGGUUUACGGGCAGUAUGAGCGCUCACCGGAAACUAUCUUAGAGCAUGAUCGAAUCAUCUGGCUCGGGGACCUAAAUUACCGAAUCGCACUUUCCUAUCGGUCAGUGAAGGCCCUAGUGGAGAUGCGCAAUUGGAAAGCAUUGCUGGAGAAAGAUCAGCUAAGGAUUGAACAGAGAGGCGGGCGAGUGUUUGUCGGAUGGAAUGAGGGGAGGAUAUACUUCCCGCCGACAUACAAAUACUCGACCAAUUCCGACAAGUAUGCCGGGGAGGACAUGAACCAGAAGGAGAAGAGGAGAACUCCUGCAUGGUGCGAUCGCAUUUUGUGGUAUGGAAGGGGCCUAGGUCAACUAUCAUACGUCCGAGGCGAAUCCCGGUUCUCAGAUCAUAGGCCGGUCUACAGCGUAUUCAGUGCAGAGGUGGAGUCGAUCAAUCACAGCCGAAUUCAAAAGAUGAGCUGUUCAAGCUCGCAGUUGGACAUCGGAGAACUACUGCCCUACUCUUAUGGAUACACCGAUAUCAACCCGUACGGCUACACCGACCUGAAUUUCUACUGAAAGGGUCCAUGAACUUUGGAAAAACACCAAGUGGUCAGCCAUGUAACUAGUGAUGACUGAUGAGAAGGCUGAACCGUUGAUGGCGAGCACGGGGGUAAUUGGACAGAAGUGUAAGCUUCUGAUCAAUCGGUCGGUGGCAUUCGUACAUGUCUUGAUCAAUACAGUUAAUUUGCCAAGCACAAAGAGCUGACUGAAUUCAUCAAGAUCACAGACUUGCACAUUGGAUAUCCUCAGAAACCACCAAGUUCACAGGAUUCAAACAAUUGAGUACAAGAGACUGCAGCCAGUGGCCGCCAAGAUUCAAAUCAUUUCAUUUCACCGGAUCCAAACCUCAAAGAUAGUAACAAGGAACCCAGAUGGCACACCAAUUAUCAGAUGGCCUGCUUCCAUAUGAGACAGUACGCCGAUCCAAUCAUAAGUCCAGGAGACCUUGUCCGGCCACCACAGCAAAGAUAGAUAGAUACCAUGGCACAGAUGGCAUCGGAAACCGUGCGGCAGACUAUUUCCUCCCCUUCCUCAUACCUGUACAUUGUAGUAGUGUUGCAGCAUUGUUGAUCCUCCUCCUAUCUCUGUCUGUCUGUCACUCCCCCCUGUUUUCAGACGGCAGCGACAAGCAGCAGUACUGGUCCUUUGCACAGCCUACACUCCUCUGCGUGCAGUUUGUAAAAGCCAUGAAUGAAUGCCUGCAUUGCAUUGCAUUGCUCCCUCCUCAUAUCAUCUCAACUCAUCUCCAUGGAUGGAAAAGGGGCGCGGCGCAGCGCAGCGCAUAGAUAGGGAGGGGCCAUCAUUGUUCACGAGCGAUGUCUGAAUCAGCUGAGCUGACAAAAAGGCAGUGGUGGUGUUACCUGUCACAUUUUCACCGGCCUUGGACUCUGCAUGCAGGAAAAAUUUGUGUACAGUGCAGUGCAGUGCGCUGUGUGUUGUGUGUGUGUUAUAAUAGCAGCCUUUGUUUAUGUUUUAUACUGUAUGAAGUGUGAGCGCACGCACGCCAUGGAAAUGAUUUGAUUUGCUGGCA